Messenger RNA from Cooperia oncophora, 354 nucleotides. The record is from the annotation of a GenBank genome assembly. NCBI's taxonomy places the organism in Eukaryota, Metazoa, Nematoda, Chromadorea, Rhabditida, Trichostrongylidae.
AUGGCAAUAGAAUGUGGGAAGUUGUUCAAGCUUUGUCUGCUUUUGACUUCAUUGGUGAAGAGUUGUCUGUUUGAGGGUCUCCGAAGAACUGCUCGGCACCAUUUUGCUGGUGGUGAUACAGCUUGGGAAGAGCGGAAGCUAGGAAAAUACGCUACAAGUGAAACACGAUUCAUAGAGACGAUGGAGGAUAUUUGCCAUAAAAGCUCGUUGAAGAAUACCGACAGGUUUAACGGUCUUGCAGAUCUGGAAGCCAAGUGUGCCUUUCUCGUGGAAGAACAUGAAGAUAUUAUUGAAGAAUUCUACUACAAGCAUCAGUCGUCUAAUAUGUCAACGUGGUUGUGUGUUCGCACCUGA